AUGACUUCCAAGAGAAAGAAUGACAAGGAAUCUUUCAAGGAAAGUCUUGAUUUGAAAAAGCAAAAGACUACAUUCACCAAAGAUGAAGUCAAAUCUUUCUUUAACAAGCAGAUCUGGGAUACAGAGUUUCAAUCGCAAGUGCAAAAGGAUGUUGCCCAAAGCUCACCUUAUAAAUGGGGAACCAUUAAGCCCUUGAUUGAUGAUACUUUGCUUCGCCAAGUGCGCAGAGAAGUCUUGUCUGAGAUAGCAUUUACCAAGAAGGAAACAGACAUUUACAAAGUGUACCAAUCUGGAGACUUGGCCAACUUAUCUGGGUUAGACUGGGACGACUUAUCAAGAUUGCCUUCUUUAUAUAAGCUCAGGGCAGCAAUCUAUUCCCAAGAGUUUAGAGAUGUUGUCUCCAAAAUUACCGGAUGCGGGAAAUUGAGCGGUGUCAAAACAGACAUGUCUGUUAAUACUUACACCAAGGGGUGUCACCUUUUGACACAUGACGAUGUCAUUGGAACCAGAAGAGUAAGUUUCAUAUUGUACUUGCCCGAUCCUGAUAAAGUGUGGAAACCCCAAUAUGGAGGUGCCUUACGUCUUUUUCCCUCAGUUGUGCCAAAUGUACCACACACCGAUUAUGAGUGCAAAUUGGUUCCACAAUUUAACCAGAUUGCCUUUUUCACAGUGCAACCAGGUCUAAGCUUCCACGAUGUUGAAGAGGUAAGAGAAGAACGACACAGAUUAUCAAUCCAAGGUUGGUUUCAUAUACCGCAAAAGGGCGAAGAUGGAUACAUUGAGGGAGAGCAGGAGAAAGUUGAAGCAUUAUCGACAUUACAACAACUUCAAAGUAAGGAAUUACAAGAGUAUGAUUAUCCAAAAUGUAUACCAAAGAGUCUAGUUAAAGAUGAAUUGGACUUACUCGAGACAUGCACGAGUUUGGAUGAGUCUGAUAUCAAUAUUUUAGAAAAGUUUCUCAACCCAGUGUAUAUAAAGCCUGAAACUUUAAAAACAUUGUGUCAGGUUUUCAUCGAAGAGUCAAUGGUUGAAAUCAAAGAUUUUUUUAAGCCCGAAUUUGCCGAUACUUUGAAAGAUUUAUUGCGAGAUGAAGAAAUUAAUAAGCAUACUCCACAAAAGUCAACUGAGGUCGAGCUUCCAUGGCAAGUUUCAGUGCCACCACACAAGCAGAGAUUUAUGUACAUUGAAGCGGGUGACAACAAAGAGUUGACACAGUCCGAGGAGUCCAAAGAGCCGGAAACAAAGUCUUGUACUGGUUUUGCCGAUGCCGAAAAGUACUUGCUAGAAAUCACCGAGUUUUUACGAUCUGCUGCAUUCAAGAAAUGGCUUAAGCUAAUAACAGAGUUGGUUCCAACCUCUGAAAGUAUUGUGGCCCGAAGAUUUAGACCGGGUCACGAUUUCAUUUUGGCCACAACGAUUGAAGAAAAUGUUGCACGCACAACCGAGGAGGAGAAUGCUUUACUCGAGGCGACACUUAAUUUAACUCCAACAGCAACUAAUUUGAAGAACUGGGAGUCUGGUGAAUUUGGAGGGUACGAAUUAUGCAUGAUGCAGACGAUCAAAAGUGGCAAACGAAAUGACAAAAGAAAUGAUAUCGGUGAAGAAAAAGAGGAGGAGGAGGAUGAUGAUGACCCGGCUAUAUAUAAAGCAGCAAAAGAUGGCGAGGAUGAUAGUGUUCUUUACACAAGUCAAUGUAAAUGGAAUUCACUAACAUUGAUGGUGCGAGACCCAUCGAUUCUCAAGUUUGUCAAGUACGUGAGUAUCAAUGCAAAAGGAUCAAGAUGGGAUGUGAGUUGCCAAUGGAAUAUAAAAAGCAUUGAUGAUGACAAUGAUGAAAAUGAUGAAAAAGAAAAAAACGAGGAGAAACAGGAAGAAGUAGGAAAUUAA
Lodderomyces elongisporus is the source of this 1887-nucleotide messenger RNA. RefSeq names its product oxidative DNA demethylase (gene OFD1). The record is from RefSeq and is a predicted model, not a curated record. Gene Ontology annotation, cellular component: cytoplasm. The transcript has a single exon. Gene Ontology annotation, molecular function: L-ascorbic acid binding; peptidyl-proline dioxygenase activity; iron ion binding. NCBI's taxonomy places the organism in Eukaryota, Fungi, Ascomycota, Pichiomycetes, Serinales, Debaryomycetaceae. The coding region runs from base 1 to 1887 and encodes 628 amino acids. Gene Ontology annotation, biological process: peptidyl-proline hydroxylation; regulation of translational termination.